Suillus bovinus is the source of this 663-nucleotide messenger RNA. RefSeq lists its product as uncharacterized. The transcript has 5 exons. The record is from RefSeq and is a predicted model, not a curated record. NCBI's taxonomy places the organism in Eukaryota, Fungi, Basidiomycota, Agaricomycetes, Boletales, Suillaceae. Bases 1 to 663 code for a protein of 220 amino acids.
AUGGACUCAAAUAAAGUCGAGGGGAAAUUGGGAAGAUGCGUCUACGUGUUGAAUACUGUUCUUUAUGGCGAUCAGGAUGUGGGAGAAUUAAGUCUACUUUCGAACCGAUUGCCACCCAAGACCUACCUCGUGAAGGAAGGUCUAUUUGGUAAUUUGACGUGGAAUAAGAUGUCACCUUCCGACAUAAGGGACAACAUGUCUUUGAACGCAACAAUCCUAUGCGAUGCAGUAACCUGUCGGAUAUCCAUGACGUCCUACCGCGAGCUGAGCACGCUAUGUAGAUGUUUUUGCACCACCGCCGACGAACAAGAAACGCAUAGAAAUGGAAGGCGUAUUGAAGAGUUGACAGAGACUGUUGAGAGGUCGUCUUGUAUGACUGACAAAAAGAGGAGGAACUUGCCCGAGAGCGCCAAUCAAGGUGUGGAUGAAUCGCAUAUUCUGAGCGUGCAAAGGUCCAAAACGGCUAUAAUAGCGGUAAACCAUGCAUUGCCAAAUGGGUGUCGAGAACUGUGUGAAGAACGUAUCCGAGUCUUCGGGAUCAUGCAGAUGAUUGAGGCGCACGCGUCCGAGAGCCUUGGUACCAUGAUGUCCGAGCACCCGGAAGGUGAUAGCUACUGCAAGACGAAGAAAAAUCGCGGAGAGGUUGGGAAUGAGAUGAUGUGA